This is a messenger RNA of Paraglomus occultum, 395 nucleotides long. Lineage: Eukaryota; Fungi; Glomeromycota; Glomeromycetes; Paraglomerales; Paraglomeraceae. The record is from the annotation of a GenBank genome assembly.
GUUACUCUCAAACUCCUCCACCGCCAGGUGUGUCUCCAACAACUUCGCCAACAUCCAUCUCACCCACAAGCUCCGUACCUCCAGCACCUUGGUCGUCCAAUCGUCCGUAUAGUACCGCUCCUGCUCCUAACACACUAACAAGUUCUUCAACACCAUAUCCGCCCGGUGGUUAUCCACCUGCGUCUUAUUAUGGAUAUGGAGGAUAUGGUAGUGCGUAUGGAACUGGAUAUCAACAGAGUACAUACGGAACUGUGACAGGUGUGAGUGCUCCUGCGCCGCCACGUUGGGGACCUCCACCACCUCCUAGUCAGCCUCCGCCGCCUCCUCCACCUAGUCAACCUCCACCUCCUCCACCACCGAGUAAUCCUCCGCCUCCACCUCCGCCACCGCAAUAA